Messenger RNA from Linum trigynum, 2316 nucleotides. Lineage: Eukaryota; Viridiplantae; Streptophyta; Magnoliopsida; Malpighiales; Linaceae. The record is from the annotation of a GenBank genome assembly.
GAUCAAUGUCCGGGUCCGGUUUUUUCCGGGCUAACCGACCGGUCUGGCCCGGUUUUCACAUCAUUGAUUAGGAUAAGAAAGAAGAUACUGAAACAUUAGUUAAUGUAAGGAAAAAAAUGGUAAUAUCAUACAAAUGACUCAUUCAAGAAUGAUUGAUCUUAAAACUUGUAAACAAACAAUACAUUUGCAAAUGUCUAUAUUCUCAAUGUCUACAUUUCUCAAAUGUCUAAAUUUAGUCAAAUGACUCAUGCCAACGACCCAUGGAUGUUGCUCUAGGUCAUAAAGAUAAGGCUCGUCUUGAUCUUGAAGUUGUUGGCGGCAAUGGGAGGAUUUCAGAUGCUUGGUUAGAUGUCCUCGAGUCUUGGGAUGAAUUAGUACCUCAUUGUUCUCGUUGGUUCCUCCUCAUUGUUGCCAUUGUUGUUCACUUGAUUCUCUGCCGCCAUGGCUUCCACUUGAACUUCAGCUGAUUCUUCUUGAUUCGGGAGGUUGUGAGUGAAUAGCCUCUCGCGAGCCUCUCCUACUUCUCUUUCCUUUAUAAGAAGCCACACGGUCUUGUUGAUGUUGUGGUCGAUCAAGUGCAAACCUCUCGAGUUGCUUCGGGUCGGUCAUACACCUAUAACACAACUCACAAACAAACAAACGCAAACAAACAAAACUGAGUAACAAGUAGCCCACUUUUCUUAAUAACUUGUCGUGUUCCCGAGCAACGGUGCCAAAAACUUAACUUGUUCCGACUGUGACUAACAUACCAAGCGUGGCCAAGUGCAACCACAAUCGGUGAAAUAUUGUGGAAGUGAAUUUUAAUGCAGCAAAUGUAACAUUACUUUGUGGACUAACUUGUUGUCUAGUAAAUCAAUGUUUGAAUUAACUAAUGAACUACUACACAAAGCACAUGAAAGUUUGGUUGAAAACUAUAGUGAGAAAGCAACUGGGGUGUUGUAUCCAUAUAGUUGCAAAAUAGACUGACGAAUGAUGUUCCAAGUUUUUCAAAUCAUGAUUAAAAACGAAGACAAUCCUAUUCCCAGUUAAGCUCCCUUUUGAGUUACUGAAUAUCACCUAGAACGAACUAUCCAAAGGGAGUGUUUUCACAACCAACAAAAUAGAACGUCUAGGCGGUGCACCUUAGAUUCCCUCUACUGGAAUAUGAUCCAAUGCGACAUUGAUGCUCGAUUUCAUGCUCGGUCCCUCAAACAAUCAAUGAAGAACGAGGUAAGUGUUCUAAUUAACCUGAUUAGAUAUUAUCUACCCUAGGUUAAUAGUCACAAUUGAGAGGAUUUGAUCAACACCCAACACUAUUCAUGAAAUACCUCAAUCCAUGUAUAAUCAAGAUUCAAUCAAACACGAAAAUCAUUCAUCUAAUCUAACACAUACAACUAGAAUCCCACAAAAACCACCUGAUAAAAAGUUUAGCUCAUGAUGAGAGAGACAGAGAGAGAGAGAGAGAGAGAGAGAGAGAUACAUCAAAUCAAGAGAAGAAACCAUCAUAGAAGGUUGGGUUCUUCUUCUUCCAGCUUGAUCUUCAACCCUAGGUGAUGGAUUUGAAUUUUAAUGGCGAUUUGAAACUCCAAUUCCCAAACUAGGGAUCUCCUUUCGUUGUUUCUCUCUCUAUCCAGCAUAUCCACUUUCUCACUCUAGACGACUCCCUUUGAAUUAUGAUUUAUGCUCCUUUAUAUAGCCUGAAAGUGCAAAGUUCACGGUUGCACGUCACGACCGUGAUGAUUGCAAGGUUCACAGUUGUAGGGUCAAAGUUUGUGGCUGUGAACUUAUGGGGCGAGGCCACGAUCUUCAAGCGCUGCCUUUUUGCUCUUCAUCUAAGGGGAGCGGGACUGAUUUCACGGUCGCGAUGUGUGAGUCGAGACCUCAAUUUUUCUCGCGAGAUGGGAAGGCGAGGACUAUUAUUUGACUCGCAAAUAUCUCUUCUUCUCCCGGGUUGGCUCCUUCAUGAAGUUCACGAUUGGAGCCUCCAACAUCACGAUCAUGCCCUUAUAGAGUGAUACAUAUUUUGUGCCAUGUAUACACGACUUUCUGUAAAAUUAGUACAUGAUUGUUUUAUGCAAAAAGCGCUCAUGUCCUUAUAGAGUGAUACAUAUUUUGUGCCAUAAUGAUGUAAAAAGUUUAUAUGAAAAGUGUGCAAAUUUACUUGUACAACGAGUACAAAUUUCCAGUACAACAAGGAUGUACUAAAUUUCUUGUCGGAUAAUACACUUUUUUUUACAAUGAUUACAUAUUUUUAUAUACAUGUAUUAGAAAAAUAAAUUCAGUACAUUAUUUGCGUAAUUUUUUGUACAAGUUGUACAAGAAAAUUGGUAUAUAAAA